UGUGGCAGUACGAAUGAAUACAUCUCAUCUAAUAUUGACAUUUCAUCUAUGACUAUAGUCGUUAUACAUACAGGUUAUGUUUACUUUUUAGCUUGGUAGCCGGGUAAAAACCUUAUUUUUAUUUAGUUUUGGUUGUAAAAUGGCCCAAAUACACUGUGUUCCUGAAGAAAAUGACAAUACUUUACUACCCACUUUAGCGGAAACUCAUUUUGAAGCAAGUAAUCUGUUGAAAAAUGGAAUUUUAGUCGAGACCAGCAAAGGACUAGUCUGCAUGUCGUUAAAUGAUGCUCUUUCUUCCAACUUAAACUUGUCUGCUGAAGAUUUGCAAGAGUUGGCCACUCAACUGAUAUUACAAGAAAGUUCACGCAAAGAUAGUUCUGAUAUAUCUGAUACUUCUUUACAAAUCAAUUCCGAUAUUUGUUCCACGGAUACAACGGCUGAUAGUGACGACCCUACUAGUGAAAGCAGUGACAAUUUAGGAGAGAAAUCUCAAAAUUUAUAUAAACCAUUAGAUGUCCAAACAGAUGAAAUUGCAGUUGUACCAUCUGUUCCAGGAUAUAAAUAUAUUGUUCAACCUAGUACUUCAUUAGAUUCUGAUACAAAUAUUACUGAUAAUGCUAAUAAAUUGAUGGUAAAUUGUAUAAGUAAAAUUAGAAAUGACAGCCUACACAAAAACGUACCUAAAUUAUUUGACCAAAAACCUGUUUUGAUAAGUGAAAAUACUGAUUCCCCUAAGCUGCCAGUUAAAAGAAAAGGAGGUUGGCCUAAAGGACGUAAGCGAAAACCAGAAGUACUGCAUUUACCACCUAAAGCUCCUGCAACUGGCUAUACACUUUAUUUAAAUGAAAUGAGAAAAUCAUUUAAAGACAGCUCUUUAGCUUUUUAUGAAAUAACAAAAAUUCUUGGAAAUAAAUGGUCCAGUUUGAGUUUAGAAGAGAAAAAGCCCUAUCUAGACAGAGCUGAGGAGGAGAAAAAAAGAUAUAGAGAAGAACUACGAGUAUACAGACAAUCUGGAGCUUAUCAACUGUAUUUGGCUAAAAAGAGAAAAAAGAAAGUCCAAAACAAUAUUCUUUCUGAAAGUGAUAUGGAUGCAACUGAUGAUUUUGAUGAUGAAGAUAAUGAAGAACUUUAUUGUCGUACCUGUGACCAAUGGUUUCACAGUCUGCAUAACAAGAAAGAACAUUUACAAGGAAGACAACAUCUUCAAGCAGUUGCAGGUCAUAUGAGAGCUUUAGAAAUUGAUCAUUCCCAUGUUAAUGAAGACGUUAACUGCACAGUUGUUACAAAUAUUGAACUGGAUAACUUUGAUAGUACCAGCAAUGAUUCUUCCUCUGAUUCAGUAACUGAAGCGAUGGCAAAUCUAGUAUCUCUGAUUUCAAAACGCGAUAUGGAGUUAAAAGUUUUAAAACAAACACUUUUGCAUGAAAAACAAGCAAAUCUUUCAUUAAAUCAACAUCUAAAUACUUUAAAACAGCAAGAGAUCCAAUUAAAAAAUGAAUUAUCUACAGAAAUUAAGAAACAAAAAGAUUUGGAAUCUCAAAUUUUGUACUUUCUAGAAAUGACAUACAUUAAUGGUUAAAAAAAUUUUUGAUUUUAUUUUUUGUUUUUUAUUAUAUUUUUAUGAUAGUUUAUUAUUUAUUGCAACUUUUGUAAUAUUUUUAUAUUGCAGGUUUAAUUUAUAUACUGGCUAUUUUGUAUACCUACAUAUUUAUCAAAUUGUGUAUAUAAAUAUUAACUGGACUUUAUAAAGUAUAAAAGAAAAUGAUUUCCUAAAUUUUAUAUAUCGAACUUAAUAUAACAACUAUUUAAUCUUACUUUUACCAAAAAUAUAUUUUAAAAACAUUAAUUCAUAAAGUAGGUCCUAACAUUGUAAUCAUGUCAACUGAGGUAAUUAGGUUGUUCUGUGAUAAUGAAAAUUUAAAAACCGCAGUCAACAUGUGUGAUCUAACACAAACACACUCGUCUACGUAUGUUUAUUAUAUAAUAUUACUGUAAAAAUUAAACUAUUAAGUUUUUCUAUUAAGGGGGCACGUUUCGUUCAAAAUAUGAAUGUGUAAGCCCCUAAAAAUGUGAUAAAUUUUAAAAAGAAAAAAUAAAAAGUUAAACAGUU
This is a messenger RNA of Agrilus planipennis (emerald ash borer), 2110 nucleotides long. Its product is annotated as high mobility group B protein 6-like. The coding region runs from base 140 to 1579 and encodes 479 amino acids. Gene Ontology annotation, biological process: regulation of gene expression. The record is from RefSeq and is a predicted model, not a curated record. The transcript is spliced from 4 exons. Lineage: Eukaryota; Metazoa; Arthropoda; Insecta; Coleoptera; Buprestidae. Gene Ontology annotation, cellular component: nucleus.